Molecule: messenger RNA, 1146 nt
Organism: Laccaria bicolor S238N-H82
Lineage: Eukaryota; Fungi; Basidiomycota; Agaricomycetes; Agaricales; Hydnangiaceae
Exons: 4
Coding region: 1-1146 (381 amino acids)
Biological process (GO): reciprocal meiotic recombination
Source: RefSeq, a predicted model, not a curated record
AUGGCUCACUCAACGACCGCAACAUCAACCUAUGUUCUUGCAAAAUAUUCCAGGUCAUAUCCCUCAAAAACGCCUACCCAAUCGCAAGAUACAUCCUCAGAAUGGCAGCACUUCACAAACCCUCCCAUAUCUCUCAUCCUCGACAUCAAGAAGAGCGGCGACAAUGAGUUAGAGUCUAUGCGUCUUCGAAUACUGUGGCGUAUCAACCAUGACAGCCCAGAAGAUGGUCUUAACAAUACAGAGGUCGUCUUUGAAGAUAUUGAUCUUUUAUCGUUCUCUGCCCUUGAAUCACGAGUCCCGCAGAAGCAAAACUCACAAGGAUUCCCUUUGAAAGCCGUCCACCGUGAUACUCUCGUUGGAAUACGAUAUAUGCACCCUCGUGAUCAAAUCCCACCAACAUUUCGACGUUUUCAGGUUUCAUUUUCGUCGCCAUCUCUCGUGUCCGAAUUCAUCAAUGCCAUUCAAACCGUGUGUCCGUGCAAGCAGAACCCAAAUAACCCCCAGGUUUCCAACCUCAACUCUAAUCCAAGUGUCAUUGGCCUUCCCCCCUCCGGCGGAACACAACCUCAUGCCCAGCUCUCUGACAACGUCAUUAACUUGCAAUCAGAUCGUGGUGAACCCAUUCCCUUGCCAGCCGCCCAAGGAGCAAUACAAGGUUCUCAGGCACCAUUCUCUUCUUCCCUCGGCAUACCACAGCACUUCAGCUCGUCACCUUUCAACUCAGUCGCCCACCCUACCUCUUCGUCUGCAACCAGCGCCAGAUAUGGGCUUGAGGCGACCGACUCUAUAACUGUUUCCAACCGUUAUCUUGAUCAGAAUAUCUCCCUCCAGUUUGCCUCCGCGGGAUAUGUCGGUCAGAUCGAACCAAACCCCAGCCCCUUAACCCUUCCGACCCCGUCAUCACUUCCGUGUUCUGAACCGAGUGCAACAAAUGGAGGCAAUACAAUUGCGUCUAACACGGACUCUCUUCAGGUUCCCCCCCUUGACCCUGUCCUGGCCUCUCUCAAAGAAGUGACCUCGAUAUAUAAUCUUUCCUCAGCCACUUUAGAACAAGUGGUAGGUGACGUGAUCAGGGAAGAAGGAUUUCCCCGCUUGCUUGAACAACUUGCUCCUUUGUGGAAAAUUCGAAGCCUUGUGGGGGCGUGA